Salpingoeca rosetta is the source of this 1329-nucleotide messenger RNA. RefSeq lists its product as uncharacterized. The transcript is spliced from 7 exons. Lineage: Eukaryota; Choanoflagellata; Craspedida; Salpingoecidae. The record is from RefSeq and is a predicted model, not a curated record. Bases 189 to 884 code for a protein of 231 amino acids.
CAGCGGUUGUAGAAAAGUGUCAUGUAUCAUUCCUAUGUUUCGCAUGGAUGACUGACCCUGCAGAGUGAAAUCGCUGAGCGAACAACACAAACACGAACACCUCCUGCCUGCCUGCACCGACACACAAACACACACACACACACACAAACACACACACACCGACACCAAUCUACAUCUACCCACGCGCCAUGACGGCACCCCGACGAGAGUCGCUCCACGAUGAGCUGCAAGCUAUUGAGUCUUUGAUUCGAUCAGAGGAAGAAGCGGUAUUGCAAGAACUGCACAGUGACCAGGAUCAAAUGCAACGGCUUCAGGAGCUGCGCUCUCGAACACAGCAGAUCUUUGAGCAGUAUGACAGCAGCAAGGCCACGCUCGAUCAAAUGGAGAAGGACUUGUCUGCAUUCAAAGCACAAGCAGACCUUUCAGACAACGACAAAGCGACAUGUGCAGGCCUGUUAUCAACAGUGCGAAGCCGUCAAACCAAGAUUGAGCGCAAUCAGCCCGCACGGACACAGAUUAUGCGAGAGUUGGACAUGGCAGUUGAGCUUACCCAGUCGUUGGCAGCGCUUGGAUCGCACCGCGACUACACCAUCAUGCACGCCAUCAAGGGCCUCGCAAACACCAAGGCUUUGCGUGCAGGCGGACAGGAACCAAAGGCAGAGGUGUUUGACAAGCUGCGUGCGGUGACGUCGGAAACGCAAUCGCUGAGCGUUUCGCACACGAACCUGCGCGUGCGCCAGGGCCACUGCCUUCGCGUGGCCACCCGUCUCAUUGGCGAUGUUGAGUCUGUUGACGUCGACGACCUCAGACCGCGCGUGAACGAGCUCAUCUCCAGCAGAGGCACCGCAACCAGCAGCACGUCUAGCGCAGAAGCACACACAUGAGGAACUGCGUGUUAUGUGUGUGCGUGUAUGCAUGUUAAGUCAGUAUGUAUGUUAAGUUUGUCCAUCUGUCUGUGUCUGUGUGCCUCCCGUCUGCGUGUCCUUGUCGCCCUACUCUCUGUCUCCCUCCCUUGUUUCCCUGUGUGUCUGCGUGUCGUUUUUAUCAAGCCCCUGCCGGCCGGCUCGCGAAGUGAAAUCUGCGUGCACACAUGUCGAACCGUGUGUGCUUGUGCGUGCACACAUGUCGAACCGUUUGUGCUAAUGCGUUCAACACCAUCGCCACCACAACUGCAUUUGCACGUUACACCCUGAAUCGUAGCCACUCCCCGACCCCGAUCCCCCCGUUUGUGGCACGUCAAUCAUUGUUAUUCAUUGUUAUUCAUAGUUAACAAACAGCAAGCAAACCCAACAAGAGGAAGGAAUGUAACCACGAAUGAAAAUCGACAAG